This is a messenger RNA of Closterium sp. Yama58-4, 831 nucleotides long. Lineage: Eukaryota; Viridiplantae; Streptophyta; Zygnematophyceae; Desmidiales; Closteriaceae. The record is from the annotation of a GenBank genome assembly.
AUGAGCAAAACGCGAGAUGCACACAUAACCAGACUGCCACUCCUCUCCACCCUCCCACAUCAGGCCCUUCAAGCAUACUGCAUUCCAGCCAUGGGUGCUGCAGCGUUAGCCACGCCUACAGCGGUAGUGCCAGCAACACCGCUUUCGAUCCCACUGACCCUUACUCCUCCCAACGCUUCUCCCAUUCCUCGUCCCAUCGACCCUCCUAUUCCUCCUCCCAUCGACCCACCCAUUACUCCUCCUAUAUCCCUACCAACACCCACGCCCCCUCCGAUUGUCCUCCGCCCAACACCCCUCGCUCGAUGCAAAGGGCUCCCUGCAGGUGCUCCUGCUGCCAUGCCAAAACCAGGAGACGAAAUCGAGGGAGGGGAUUUCUGGAGCGGGUCGUUCGCACAGGGGAUGGUGGAGGACGAGGAUGAUGCGACUAGUGGAUGCGGAACAGCAGCUGCAGCUGCUGGAGUCCUGUGGCUUGCCACGCUCCCUCCUGUGCCUGCCACUCUCCCUGCCCUUGCACACCCUCAGCAGCCCCUCACACAACCUCCCUCCUCCCCCUAUUCCCCAUUGUGCCAACCACAGGUGCUGCUGAACCUGGUGGACAACGCCUUUCGGCGCACGAGCGAGGGCGUGGUGGUGGUGCACGUGAAGGAGGGCGCAGCGGCGCACCUGCUGCGGGUGGAGGUGCAGGACUCGGGCGAGGGGCUGAGCGAGGAGGAGCGCGCGCGCAUGCUGGAGCCAGUCAUGGACUCCAGCGGCGUCACCGAGGGCGAGCAGACAGGCCUCGCGCUCUACGUGGUCAAGCUUCUGGUGGACCUGCAGGUGAGGUGCUGGUGA